This is a messenger RNA of Ziziphus jujuba (common jujube), 831 nucleotides long. Its product is annotated as histone H2A-like. Gene Ontology annotation, cellular component: nucleosome. Lineage: Eukaryota; Viridiplantae; Streptophyta; Magnoliopsida; Rosales; Rhamnaceae. The transcript has 2 exons. The record is from RefSeq and is a predicted model, not a curated record. Bases 158 to 610 code for a protein of 150 amino acids. Gene Ontology annotation, molecular function: DNA binding; structural constituent of chromatin; protein heterodimerization activity.
UAAAAAUCCUCACCACGCAGCCACGCUUUUCCACUCCACCUAUCUCCAAUUCUCCGUUCCGUUUUUAUUUAUUUGUUUUUUCUUAGUAAAAUAAUUUUUUCUGUUUGUUUCUCGAGAAAACAAUUUUUUUUUUUUAAAUUCUGAGACCGAGGUAGUAAUGGAAACUGGUGGAAAGCUGAAGAAGGGUGCAGGAGGGAGGAAAGGUGGCGGUCCGAAGAAGAAACCGGUGUCGCGGUCCGUCAAAGCCGGUCUGCAGUUCCCGGUUGGAAGAAUCGGCCGGUACUUGAAGAAGGGACGCUACUCUCAGCGGGUCGGAACUGGAGCUCCUGUUUACCUCGCUGCCGUCCUCGAAUACCUUGCUGCGGAGGUUUUGGAGUUGGCUGGUAAUGCUGCGAGAGACAACAAGAAGAAUCGAAUUAUACCAAGGCAUGUGCUUUUGGCUGUGAGGAACGAUGAAGAACUUGGAAAGCUUCUUGCUGGUGUGACCAUUGCCCAUGGCGGUGUUCUUCCAAAUAUCAACCCUGUGCUUUUGCCAAAGAAAACUGAGAAAGCAGCUGCAAAAGAGGUCAAAUCCCCAUCUAAAGCCACAAAGUCUCCUAGGAAGGCGUAGUUUCUCUCUUUUCAAGCCUCUUUAACCAAAAAAAAAAAAAAAUGUCAAUGUAUCUCUCUCUGUAUGUAAAAAUUCCUACUUGUAUUUUGGCUUGUAGGAAAAGCUUCAUUUGCUUAAGAAUUAGGAUCAUUGUACUCCUUUCUUUUCCAUAUGGGUCGUAGAUACAAUCCUUUGUUUCAUAUGAAUGAAAUGAAAUUUGCUUAGUUUUUAAUUUCAGUAAA